Mastomys coucha (southern multimammate mouse) is the source of this 2335-nucleotide messenger RNA. RefSeq names its product glypican 4 (gene Gpc4). The transcript is spliced from 9 exons. Bases 149 to 1822 code for a protein of 557 amino acids. Gene Ontology annotation, biological process: regulation of signal transduction; cell migration; regulation of protein localization to membrane. The record is from RefSeq and is a predicted model, not a curated record. NCBI's taxonomy places the organism in Eukaryota, Metazoa, Chordata, Mammalia, Rodentia, Muridae. Gene Ontology annotation, cellular component: extracellular region; cell surface; plasma membrane.
CCUCCUCCACUACCAACUCCAACUCCCCGGUUCUCGCUCCGCUCGUGAGUGUUGACUCCGCGCCUCUCCGCCGGCUCCGCAGCGCUGCUUCCCAUCCGGUCUCAUUCUGUCCCCUAAAGGUGGGAGCGCGUCCGUCAGGGUCCGCACCAUGGCACGGUUAGGCUUGCUCGCGCUCCUCUGCACCCUGGCCGCGCUCAGCGCCUCGCUGCUGGCUGCGGAGCCCAAGUCGAAAAGUUGUUCGGAAGUGCGACGUCUCUACGUGUCCAAAGGCUUCAACAAGAACGAUGCCCCCCUCUAUGAGAUCAACGGUGACCAUUUGAAGAUCUGUCCCCAGGACUAUACAUGCUGUUCUCAAGAGAUGGAAGAGAAGUACAGCCUGCAAAGUAAAGAUGAUUUCAAAAACGUGGUCAGUGAACAGUGCAACCAUUUGCAAGCCAUCUUUGCAUCCCGUUACAAGAAGUUUGAUGAAUUCUUCAAAGAACUUCUUGAAAAUGCAGAGAAAUCCCUGAAUGAUAUGUUCGUGAAGACAUAUGGCCACUUAUACAUGCAAAAUUCAGAGCUAUUUAAAGAUCUCUUCGUAGAGUUGAAGCGCUACUAUGUGGUGGGAAAUGUGAACCUGGAAGAAAUGUUAAAUGACUUCUGGGCUCGCCUUCUGGAGCGCAUGUUCCGUCUGGUGAACUCCCAGUACCAUUUUACAGAUGAGUACCUGGAAUGUGUGAGCAAAUAUACAGAGCAGCUGAAACCUUUUGGAGACGUCCCUCGGAAACUGAAGCUCCAGGUUACCCGGGCAUUUGUUGCAGCCAGGACCUUCGCUCAAGGCUUAGCAGUUGCAAGGGAUGUAGUGAGCAAAGUCUCUGUGGUGAACCCCACAGCUCAGUGCACCCAUGCGCUGCUGAAGAUGAUUUAUUGCUCUCACUGUCGGGGCCUGGUGACUGUGAAGCCCUGUUACAACUAUUGCUCAAACAUCAUGAGAGGCUGUUUGGCCAACCAAGGAGACCUUGAUUUUGAGUGGAACAAUUUCAUAGAUGCCAUGCUGAUGGUGGCGGAGAGGCUGGAGGGUCCUUUUAACAUUGAGUCCGUUAUGGAUCCCAUCGAUGUGAAGAUUUCUGAUGCUAUCAUGAACAUGCAGGAUAAUAGUGUUCAAGUGUCUCAGAAGGUUUUCCAAGGCUGUGGACCUCCAAAGCCUCUCCCAGCUGGACGAAUUUCUCGCUCCAUCUCUGAAAGUGCCUUCAGUGCUCGAUUUAGACCUUAUCAUCCAGAGCAACGCCCAACCACGGCAGCUGGCACUAGUUUGGACCGACUGGUUACUGAUGUCAAGGAGAAACUGAAACAAGCUAAGAAGUUCUGGUCCUCUCUCCCAAGCACCGUUUGCAAUGAUGAGAGGAUGGCAGCAGGAAAUGAAAAUGAGGAUGACUGCUGGAAUGGCAAGGGCAAAAGCAGGUACCUGUUUGCAGUGACAGGAAAUGGAUUAGCCAACCAGGGCAACAACCCAGAAGUUCAGGUUGACACCAGCAAGCCAGACAUACUGAUCCUUCGUCAGAUCAUGGCCCUUCGAGUUAUGACCAGCAAAAUGAAGAAUGCUUACAAUGGAAAUGAUGUGGACUUCUUUGAUAUCAGUGAUGAGAGUAGUGGAGAGGGAAGUGGAAGCGGAUGUGAAUAUCAGCAGUGCCCUUCGGAGUUCGAGUACAACGCUACUGACCAUUCUGGGAAGAGUGCCAACGAGAAAGCUGACAGUGCUGGUCAUGCCCAUGCAGAGGCAAAGCCCUACCUCCUUGCUGCCCUCUGCAUCCUGUUCCUCGCUGUGCAGGGAGAGUGGAGAUAAUUGUCAAACUCUGAGUAAAAGUGUUCAUCAUCAGAAAGUUCAAAGGCACCAGUUCUCACUUUUUUUUUUUAAUACCAUCCUAGUGACUUUGCUUUUUAAAUGAAUGGACAACAAUGUACAGUUUUUACUGUGUGGCCACUGGUUUAAACAAUGUUGACUUUGUUUUUCUCAUUCAGUUCCAGGAGACAGUGGGGUGUCCUGCCUUUAACUUUGUUCCCCCCCAAUACCCCUCCACCUCCCCACUCCUUUGAGACUCAUGUUAUGCGUGGCUAGCAGUGUAGGUACAGAACUGUAGUUAGUUGUGCAUUGAUGAUCUUGUUUUCUUUGUUGGCUUCUCUCAUUUUGUGGGGUUUUUCUUUUCCAAUGAUGGUCUCACCUUGUUUCUCACAAGAAAACCAGGGUCCUUUCUUGGCAUGUGACAUGUACGUAUUUCUGAAAUAUUAAAUAGCUGUACAGAAGCAGCUUUAUUUAUCAUGUUAUCUUAUUAAAAGAAAAAGCCCAAACAAGCUGAAA